Messenger RNA from Closterium sp. NIES-65, 924 nucleotides. Lineage: Eukaryota; Viridiplantae; Streptophyta; Zygnematophyceae; Desmidiales; Closteriaceae. The record is from the annotation of a GenBank genome assembly.
AUGCAGAGUGAAGGUGACAUGCGGCAGCAGCAGGCUGACAUACGGCACAGCGUGCACAAAGGCGGUGCAGGAGUGCACGAGUCCAUUAUCGUUCCCCUUACCCCAGCCGUGCAUGCAUGCUGCACAGGAGUGCAGGCGCCCUAUAUGGUGGUCCUUCUCCCCACCCCUGCCACCCCUCUCGUCUGUCAAAACUCUGUGCUCAUCUGGGCUCCCCUCAUCCCCCCCAUACCACUCGAUACCUCUUCCAUCCUCAUCAUUUGCUCCUUUGGUAUCAUCUCCUUCCUUGCCCCCGUCCGCUUCCUCUUCCUCCUCUUCUUCCUCCUCCUCUUCCUCCUCCCCCUCCUCCUCCUCCUCCUCCUCCUCCUCCUCCUCCUCCUCCUCCUCCUCCUCCUCCUCCUCCUCCUCCUCAUCCUCCUCCUCGUCUUCUUCCUUUUCCUCCUCAUCCUUUCCCUCAUCGUCUCCCUCCUCUUCCCCCUCCUCAGUCUCCUCGUCUUCCUCCCUCUCCUCCAUUAUAAUCUCCUCAACCUCCUCUCCUUCUCCUUCCUCCCCCUCUCCGCUCCCCACUUCCCCACUCCUUGGCUCGAUAGCAAAAAACUGACGCACCCCUCUUUCUCCUCCUCGCCCAGCCUCCCCUCCCCAGGUCCCUCCACCAGAACCACAUCGCUAUCCUCCUCUUCUAAAUGUCUCCCUCUCUCCCCUCCCUCCCCUCCUUCCUCUCCCUCCUCCCUCUGCCCCCUCACCCUCAACCUUUCCGCCUCCUCUUCACCAUCCAGCCGACCACAAGCCCCCUUGCUCCGACUACUCUUCCUCCCUCGUGCUCCUCCCUUUCUCCCACCCAUCCCACGCUUCAGUGCAAAACCCUUUGACACUCCACCCACUCCUCGAUUCCUCCUCGAUCUCCCUGCUCCUUUCUUACCCUGUUGA